AAGGAACUUUGACGUCACUAAUCUAAAUAAUUUACGGGAAUUUGCCUUAAAGCCGACGCUUAUUAUGACGUGGGCUGGAGUGAACCUGUGGAAAGUGCGGAGGCUAAAGCUAAAAUGUGUAAAUGGGUGUGUAAAUAAAUGGUCAAAUAAAACAUAUAUAGGAAUAAAAGUGUCCACUUUGUUGGCCUGGCUUCUUUGCUGGCUGAAGAGUUCACGUAAAGUGGUACCAUGUCCAAACAUCCCGAGAAGCCCAGCGUGCACUACAGCGUGCCAGAAUGGUGCGACAACAACAACAGCCUGUCUACCACCGCACAAAUUGAGCAGCAUCUCUCCAACGUAAUCCGCCAAGAAAGCAGGUCGCUGCGCAACGACACCAACUGCAAGACCACCUGGGACGAGAGUAACACUUCCAGCAGAUUGAGCGAUCGGAUCUGGGAGGUGACGAGGUGGAAGGAGCUGAUUGUAUCAUGUGCGCACAAAGUGGAUGAAGAGAUGGAGGCGCUGACAUUGUCUAAAACCCGGACAGAGGAGACCCUGGCUGCCACCGCAGUUCCCUUGGAGGUGAGCCUGGAGAGCCUGACCCUGAGGGAGGGCCGGCCUGGGCGAGAGCUGGUCAACGACCCCGUGGAGGAGCAGUUAAAACAAGAGGUGCACGUGAUUGAAAGCGUGCAGAAAGCUCUGCAGCAGCACAUUGACGAAGCCUUCGCGCAGCUCUGUAUUUUGCAGAAAAUUCGACAACAGCUGACAGCGGACCUCCAAAACAAGAUGGAUACGCUGGAUAUUGAUGUAUCCUGUCUGGCGCUCAAAAUAACGUCCACGCAGAUCUCCCUCAAGCCCAAUCCUACUCGAAUACCUGCAGGCACCUGCACACCACAGGAGUGGGUCAAGUUCAGCCAGCUUAAUUUGGCGCGGGCCCAUGAGGCCAUGCGGAUGUCCCAGAAAAUGAGGGACGACAUGAGUCUCUCCCGCGUCAAUCUGCACAAUGAGCUGAAGAAGCAACAAAGCGCCACCGAGUUUGCACUUCGUAAGCGCAGUCACCAAGAACAACAAGCUUCCAGUCAGCUUCAGUGGCAGCUGAAAAACACUGAAAAUGAGAUAGCCGAGAUGGAAAACGACAUCUUCAGACUAGAUGCCGAUUUGCAGGCCAAAAUGGCCCCGUUGAAGUUGGCACACACCAGACUGGAGAACAGAACCUUCAGACCGGGCAUGGACCUGUGCAGAGAUGAGGCACAGCGUUCCCUUGUUGAUGAAGUCAAUCAGCUGCAGGCUACCAUUGCCACUUUGAAGAAGAAGCUCGCUGAAGCCCAGCACUCGUUACAGAGGCUGAAGCUCCAUCACCACCAGCUGUUACAGGAUCUCGCCAGGAAACGCGACGCCCUGGCUCUGGAGCAGCGUUGCAUGAACAUUCGCAGCCGCCUCAUCCCAAUACUUUACGGCGAUGACACCCCGGUACCGCUGGUCCAGCUCACCAGCUCUAGUGGGAGGAGCACCCAGCAUCUCAAGGCUCAGUAGGGUUUUGUCGUUUGAAUCAAAUCCCACUAAUCUACAAAGAGGAUUGUGUCCUUUCCAUCCCGGAUUGUAUGAGGUGUGUCGUGCUGAAUCGUCGGGUAGGAGGGUUCAUCCAAAUGAUGUUUUUGUAAAAAGCCUAUCAAGAUAUUUCU
This is a messenger RNA of Nerophis lumbriciformis (worm pipefish), 1661 nucleotides long. It is a transcript of the gene tekt2, whose product is annotated as tektin 2 (testicular). Gene Ontology annotation, cellular component: microtubule cytoskeleton; nucleus. Gene Ontology annotation, biological process: cilium movement involved in cell motility; cilium assembly. The record is from RefSeq and is a predicted model, not a curated record. Lineage: Eukaryota; Metazoa; Chordata; Actinopteri; Syngnathiformes; Syngnathidae.